Motacilla alba alba is the source of this 684-nucleotide messenger RNA. It is a transcript of the gene TMEM203, whose product is annotated as transmembrane protein 203. Lineage: Eukaryota; Metazoa; Chordata; Aves; Passeriformes; Motacillidae. The transcript has a single exon. Gene Ontology annotation, biological process: intracellular calcium ion homeostasis. The coding region runs from base 39 to 449 and encodes 136 amino acids. The record is from RefSeq and is a predicted model, not a curated record. Gene Ontology annotation, cellular component: endoplasmic reticulum.
GUUGGCCGGUGGCGGUGCGGUAACCGUAGCGCCGGACGAUGCUGUUCUCCCUGCGCGAGCUCGUGCAGUGGCUCGGCUUCGCCACCUUCGAGAUCUUCCUGCACGGGCUGGCCCUGCUCGCCUUCUCCGUGCUGCUCGUGCUCAAGGUGGACGGCGCGGCCGCCACGCUCUCCUGGUGGAUCGUGUUCGUGCCCUUCUUCGCCGCCGACGGGCUCAGCACCUACUUCACCACCAUAGUGUCCGUGCGGCUGUUCCAGGACGGCGAGAAGCGCCUGGCGGUGCUGCGGCUCUUCUGGAUCCUCACCAUCCUCAGCCUCAAGUUCGUGUUCGAGAUGCUGCUGUGCCAGAAGCUGGUGGAGCACACGCGGGAGCUCUGGUACGGGCUCAUCAUGUCGCCCGUCUUCAUCCUGCUGCAGCUGCUCAUGAUCCGGGCCUGCCGCGUGAACUGAGUCCCGGGCCGGGGGGACGUGCCCGGGGCCGCUCCCGUCGCUGUCCCUGUGCGGAGGGGCAGGUGACAGGCCGGGACAGGGCAGUGCCCUGCUCGCAGCUGUGUUGCAGAGCAUCACGUUUCUCCAAAAGCUGCACAUCCCUGUUUGUACCCCCUCAGCUCCUGCCUUGUCCUGUCCUGCGAGCACGGCUGGGCGUGACAGUUAUUUUAUUUUAGAAUAAAAAUGCGUUGAAGGA